AUGAAGGUGUUCGCGAUUACGAUUCUUUUGGCGCUCGUAGCCACUGCCUAUGCCGGUUACAUAAGCAGCGGUUGGUCUGGUGGAGGUGGUGGCUGGAAUGGAGGUGGCGGUGGCUGGUCUGGUGGCGGUGGUGGUGGUGGCUGGAAAUACGGAGGUGGUGGAGGUGGAGGCGGAGGUGGCGGAAAAAUCAUCAAAGUGAUCACUGUUAGCGGUGGAGGCGGUGGAUGGCCUAGUGGGGGUGGUGGUGGAUGGGCUGGAGGUGGUGGCGGAUGGCCGAGUGGUGGCGGUGGUGGAUGGAAAGGAGGAUGGAGCGGUGGUGGUGGUGGAUGGAGCGGCGGUGGAGGAGGCGGUAAGUAA
This is a messenger RNA of Apis laboriosa (Himalayan honeybee), 357 nucleotides long. Its product is annotated as protein FAM98B-like. The record is from RefSeq and is a predicted model, not a curated record. The coding region runs from base 1 to 357 and encodes 118 amino acids. The transcript is spliced from 3 exons. NCBI's taxonomy places the organism in Eukaryota, Metazoa, Arthropoda, Insecta, Hymenoptera, Apidae.